This is a messenger RNA of Naegleria fowleri, 1143 nucleotides long. RefSeq lists its product as uncharacterized. Lineage: Eukaryota; Heterolobosea; Eutetramitea; Acrasida; Naegleriidae. Bases 1 to 1143 code for a protein of 380 amino acids. The transcript has a single exon. Gene Ontology annotation, molecular function: protein binding. The record is from RefSeq and is a predicted model, not a curated record.
AUGUUUACUCCACAAUCGUCAAAUAUUUUCUCGUCUCGCUCGGCCUCUCAAAUUCCAAAUCUCAAUCUUCGUCUCACUCUUUCUCCUUUUCAAACGCCCACCUACAUUUAUAAUAUUUUCUUUUCAACCCCUGCUGGUUUUAGAACAUUUAGUUUCACCCAUUCCGGUUCCGAUAUUCUCCUUCAUGAAAUUCAAGCUCCACAAAUUCUUCAUACACGCACUCUGAGAGGCCACACUAACCAAAUCAGUGGUCUAUCCUUUUCAAAAACAAAUGAAAACAUGCUCAUCUCGUGCUCUCACGACACUACUGUGCGAUUAUGGGAUUUGAGAAUGCCCGACCAAUCUAGCUGUGUGCAGGCUCUCUCUUUUGAAGGAACUACUCUUGCUCCUCAACUCAAUACAGUGGAUCUAUCUUUCGGAAGUGGAUAUUUGUAUGCUGUUGGAAGUGGACAAGUCAUGCAACCAGGUUCCAUCGUGGUUGGAGAUUUACGUAAAAACGACUCUCCUCUUUCAAAUUAUUUAGUGAUGGACGAAAUUCAUAGCGACUGUGUGAAUCAAGUUUCAUUUGGAUCUAAUAACAUGCUUUAUUCAUGUUCCGAUGAUGGAUUAAUACAUAUUUAUGACAUUUCAGAGUCUAAUCAAAAACAAGUUUAUGAAGAGUUGGAAGAUUCUUUAGAUGGAGCUUUGAAUGUUGAGGAUUCCGUGGAAAGAUUUGGAUUUUUGGGAACGACAAAUUGUUUGUAUGCUCUAUCGAGUACGAAUCAUCUUCACUUUUGGCUCUAUGAUGCUCAGGAAGAUGAAUAUGCGGAUUAUCGAGUCAUGAAACGAGAGGAUGAAUGGUAUAAUUUCAAACAAUUCAAAGAGACAAGCACACAACUCUUAGAUAUGGAUGCUCAAGAUAAUUUGCAUUUUGUGGAAGUGACAGGUUCUGUGGGGGAUGAUAGUGUUAUGCUACAUGCAAGCGCGUUAGGAUGUGUUUAUGUUUUCAAGAUGGCCAAAGAUUUAAAGAGUCAAGAAUUGAUAGCAGUCAUGAGAGGAGGUCACUCCAAAGACGCCCUUAUUCGAUCUGUGAAAGUAUUGAAUGCAACCACAUUAAUGACUGCUGGAGAGGACGGAAAACUCUGUGUCUUUACCGCUGAUUAA